Molecule: messenger RNA, 7131 nt
Organism: Zea mays
Lineage: Eukaryota; Viridiplantae; Streptophyta; Magnoliopsida; Poales; Poaceae
Product: putative pentatricopeptide repeat-containing protein At1g56570
Exons: 2
Coding region: 106-2373 (755 amino acids)
Biological process (GO): RNA modification
Molecular function (GO): RNA binding; protein binding
Source: RefSeq, a predicted model, not a curated record
UUGUACUUGAGCAGAUAUAUAUUAUGUCCAACAAGUCUAUGCUUCACAACGAAUACUCAAAAUCUUUGAUUCAUAAACUCAACAAAAGAUCUGCUGUUGUGAUUUAUGCACACUUCCAUGGAUAUCAUCCCAACUGAUUCUAGCUGGGGUUUUCAUGAUAAAAAUGUAGGUGUAACUCCAAAAUCCUACUUACUGCUGGGCCCCAAGAAUUCGAUGCAGCCCAGCCCAACCACCUCCCAGCUUAUCCUUCUCCCGGUCUCCCUCGGCUCCGCUCUGCCGCAGCCGCGGGAAAUGGUCGCGCUCCACCUCCACGCCAAGCAACCCACGCCUCGUCUCCUCCCCGUUCCACCGAGCCAUGCCCGUACCCGUACGCCCACGGCGGCGGCGGUCAACGUGAGCCACGCUGCGCCUCCGCCCGACGUCGUCCUCGACUGCAAACGGCUGGACGGGCUGAUGAAGUCCGGGAGGCUGGGGGACGCCCUGGACCUGUUCGAUCGGAUGCCUCGCAAGAACGUCGUCGCGUGGACCACGGCCAUCUCCGGGUGCACGCGGAACGGGCGCCCCGAGGCGGCUGCGACCAUGUUCGCGGACAUGCUGGAGUCCGGCGUCGCGCCCAACGACUUCGCGUGCAACGCGGCGCUGGCGGCGUGCGCGGCCGCUGGCGCGCUCGGCCUCGGCGAGCAGGUGCACUCGCUCGCCGUGCGGGCGGGCUUCGCGGCCGACGCCUGGAUCGGAAGCUGCCUCAUCGAGCUCUACUCGAGGUGCGGCUCCCUGCGGGCGGCCGAGGAGGUCUUUCGCCGGAUGGAGGCGCCGGACGUCGUGGGGUACACCUCGCUCGUCUCGGCGCUCUGCCGGAACGGAGAGCUCGCACGGGCUGUGGAUGUGCUCUGCCAGAUGACGAGGCAGGGGUUGCAGCCGAACGAGCACACGAUGACGAGCAUGCUGGCAGAGUGCCCUCGUGGAAUUGGUGAGCAGAUACAUGGAUAUAUGCUCAAGGUAAUGGGUUCGCAGAGCGUCUAUGCAUCCACUGCACUGAUCGACUUCUACUCGAGGUACGGUGACUUUGGCACGGCGAAAACGGUCUUUGAAAAUCUUGAGUCCAAGAACGUGGUGUCGUGGUGCUCCAUGAUGCAGCUGUGCAUUAGGGAUGGAAGGUUGGACGAUGCGCUGCGAGUGUUCAGUGAGAUGAUUUCAGAGGGCGUCCAGCCAAAUGAAUUUGCGUUCUCAAUCGCUCUUAGUGCCUGUGGGUCUGUUUGUCUGGGGCGUCAAAUUCACUGCUCAGCCAUCAAGCGUGACUUAAUGACUGACAUCCGAGUAUCUAAUGCUUUACUCUCUAUGUAUGGUAGGAGUGGUUUUGUUUCAGAACUCGAGGCUGUGCUUGGCAAGAUUGAAAAUCCUGAUCUUGUUAGCUGGACAGCUGCCAUUUCUGCGAACUUCCAGAAUGGUUUCAGUGAGAAGGCUGUAGCAUUGCUUCUUCAGAUGCAUUCAGAGGGUUUUACACCGAAUGACUAUGCCUUCUCUAGUGGUCUGAGUUCUUGUGCAGACCUGGCAUUGCUGCAUCAAGGAAGGCAGCUUCAUUGCCUGGCACUGAAACUGGGGUGUGACUUCAAAGUUUGUACUGGGAACGCACUAAUUAACAUGUAUUCCAAGUGUGGUAGAAUUGGAUCUGCAAGGCUUGCAUUUGACGUCAUGGAUACUCAUGAUGUCAUGUCUUGGAACUCAUUGAUUCACGGUCUCGCACAGCAUGGUGACGCAAACUUGGCACUGGAGACAUUCAGUGAGAUGUGCUCAAGCGAUUGGCGGCCAGACGAUUCAACAUUUCUGUCAGUCUUGGUAGGGUGCAAUCAUGCAGGUCUGGUAAAGGAAGGGGAGACCUUUUUCAGACAAAUGACUGACCGGUAUGGUCUCACACCGACCCCUUCUCACUACGCAUGCAUGAUCGACAUGCUGGGUCGAAAUGGCAGGUUCGCCGAGGCGCUACGCAUGAUCGAGAAUAUGCCAUUCGAGCCUGAUGUUUUGAUUUGGAAGACACUAUUAGCAUCAUGCAAGCUGCACAGGAAUCUUGACAUCGGGAAGCUCGCAGCAGAUAAGCUGAUGGAGCUUUCAGAAAGAGACUCCGCGAGCUACGUGCUCAUGUCAAACCUCUAUGCGAUGCAUGAAGAAUGGCGGGAUGCCGAGAGGGUGCGUCGGAGGAUGGAUGAAAUUGGGGUGAAGAAGGAUGCCGGUUGGAGCUGGAUUGAGGUCAAGAACGAGGUCAACACCUUUGUUGCAGGAGACAUGUCUCAUCCAGACUCCACAUCCAUCUAUCAGAUGCUUGCAGAGCUCCUUGUUGUGAUGCAAGAUACAGAUUUAGAUGUUCAUAUGCAGAUUUAGAUGUCCAAAAAGAGAACAUACCACUUGCAGACAUUACAUGUACAGGGUACAACAGCACAUAGCGCCUGAUUGGUUGCUCAUCUGGGUGGAGCCUGGUCCAAACCUGGAUGCAGGCUGAGACCAGCCUAUAUGUGUGGAUGCAAGUGCCAAGUUUGCUUGCAUGUUUGGUUGGAUGUACCAAAGCAGCCAUGAUUUAAUGGGCACAUGUUUGGUUAAACAACACCAAGUCGGCGAAUGUUUUUUACAAGAGGUUGAAGCGGCUCGAUUUGUUCACCAGAAAUUCAGAUUUUCGAGUGGAACGGAGGGAGUAACUGAUAGCAUCUAUUCUUGUCCAGGUUGCGGAGCGGGCGUUAUUUUUGUGGAAUAAUGACCAUAUCGAGAGUCUGAUCAAACAGAAUAGUAGGGUUAUACAUCUAAGUGGCUUUUCCUUGCCAUCUGGGAUGGCCUAUGGUGGUGCAACAACAGUCAAAAUCUUCUAUCAACGGCGUCGAAAAACCACUGCUGGAAAUAAUAUUGCUACAAUUAAUGAUGAUGAUAUUGCGGAGGCUCAUGCUUGGGAUUGGGCUUGGAUGUUGAUGUGACAGCGGUUACUCCGUCUGACCCCCCCUCGGACGUGGAAGGCGCUGCUGAUACUCCGUCUGAGACCAUCUCAAGAUUUCAGGGGCCAUUAUUAUUAGAGUACAAUGGAACAGCGAGGAGGGCUGACGCAGACUCAACUGUUCCACUCAGGCAUGAGGUGGUAGCCUUUGAUGACAGUUCCAGGCAGAAUUUUGGGGAUUCAUGUGACUCCUCAUUGGAUCCAUUAUCUUCUAUGGAAUCUAGAAGAAGAUCAUUCAUGGCUAAGAUAACAAUGGCACAUUCACAGCUCCUUGCUGCUCCUGUCCUCCCCAAGCGGUCAAGGGGUGCCACAAAACAUGGUACUGCGCUACGACGGAGCCGACGGGUUGCAGGGGCAGGGGUGGAAUUUAACAUGCAGGAUCUGGAGAACAGAGCCACAAAACAAGUAAUGCGGACUCUGAGAGUCAUCACAGAGAAUGCAAGCAUCAACCAGCAAGCUGUUAAGGAUUAUGAGAAUCUUUUUCAGCAUCCCUUAACUCAAAGUCAUGUUGAAGCGUUAGCGGCUCUCUUUGGAUGGGAGACUCCGGGGAAUCUCUUCCCGUAGUGUGUUUUUCUUUCUGGGUUGUAAUUUAUAAUUGUUGUAAUGGAUCCUAGCAAAAUUAUAUGUUGGAAUGUGAGAGGUUUAAAUUCAGCUGAUCGUCAAAAUUCAGUCCGGAAUCUAGUUCUGUCCUCUAAAGCUGAUGUGGUCUGUCUCCAGGAAACUAAAAUGACUGUCAUUUCUACAAGAACCAUUCUUGCAGCCUUGGGUUCGGAUUUCUGCCAGUUCUCCUUUCUACCAUCUUGUGGUGCUAGUGGUGGUGUGCUGGUUGCUUGGAAGCGACAUCUGGGAGUGACUGGGUUGUCUAGGAUUGACAGAUACAGCAUUUCAAUCCAAUUCUGCAAUGCGCAUAAUCGCUGUUGGUGGUUAACUUGUGUUUAUGGUCCUCAAAGUAACAGUGAUAAGAUGUUGUUUCUUCAAGAACUGAGAGACAUCAGGGCUGCUUGCACUGGACCCUGGUUGAUUGCUGGUGACUUCAAUCUCAUCUACAGGGCUUCAGAUAAAAAUAAUUCAAAUAUUAACAGAGCUAUGAUGGGGAGAUUUAGGAAGUUGGUUGAGGACUUGAGUCUCAAUGAGGUUCCACUUUUUGGGCGUAAAUACACGUGGUCAAAUCAGCAAGACAGUCCUGUUCUUGUUAAGCUUGACAGGGUCCUCUGUUCAGUGGAGUGGGAAGACAAUUUUCCAAAUGUCCUUCUUCAAAGUGCUGCCUCUGAAGGCUCCGACCAUUGCCCCUUGCUGCUUGGCAUUAGAGAUAAUAAAAUGGGUAAAAGACGUUUCUGUUUUGAAGCUUUUUGGCCCAAAUUGGAAGGAUUCCAGGAUGUCAUCCAGGAGGUUUGGGAUUCUGUGGCAGCUGUAAACUGCCCUUUCAUGACUCUGAAUUUGAAACUAAAAGCCACAGCUAGGAGGCUGCAAUCUUGGAGUGGGAAGCAUGUGGGACAUGUGAGGACUCAGUUGGCUUUGGCAAAGGAAAUUCUGCAUAGACUAGAAAUAGCGCAGGACUGCAGAGCUUUAUCCUUGGCUGAAAUCUGGUUAAGUAAUUUGCUGAAAAAGCACUCCCUGUUUUUAUCUUCACUUCAACGGACCAUUGCUAGAUCGAGAUCGAGGAUCUCUUGGCUUAAAGAGGGGAUGCUAAUACCAAACUCUUUCAUAUGCACUCUCGACAUCGAAAAAGGAGGAAUUUUGUUGCACAACUGGUGAAUGGAGACCAGAUUCUCACUAGUCAUGAUGAUAAAGCAGUUUUGGUGGACAAUUUCUACGCCCGACUUAUUGGUGAAUGUGGGGAUAGGGAGCAGACUAUUAAUCUGGAGGCGUUGUACAUGCCAACUUUCAAUCUUGCACACCUUGAUGAGCCUGUUACAGAGCUUGAACUUUGGAAUACAAUUAAGAGUUUACCUAAUGACAAAGCCCCAGGUCCCGAUGGUUUCACUGGGCGCUUCUAUAAAUCUUGUUGGAACAUUAUCAAGAUGGAUCUUAUGGCUGUAGUUGCGGCGGUUUGGAACAGGAAGUUUGACAAUUUUUGCUUGCUGAACUCGGCCUACAUUACUUUAAUCCCAAAGCAUGAUGGGGCUGUGCAUGUCAAAGACUUUAGGCCAAUCAGUUUGGUGCAUAGUGCUGCAAAGUUGAUCACAAAAUUAUUGGCCAAUCGGUUAAGUCAAAAGCUGAAUGAUAUGGUGUCUCCAAUCCAGAGUGCCUUCAUUAAGGGACGUUUCAUUCAGGAUAAUUUUAUGUUGGUCCAACAAACGGCUAGACUUUUCCAUCAACAGAAAAGGCCACGUCUUCUCCUCAAGGUUGAUAUUACUAAAGCUUUUGAUUCGGUUUCUUGGCCUUUCCUCAUCGAAGUUAUGAAGUAUCUUGGCUUUGGACAAAUUUGGAGAGACAUCAUUUGUGGGCUUCUUUCCUCCUCUAGCACUCAGGUGCUUUUGAAUGGCAUUCCAGGAGGACAUAUUGAAUAUAGAAGAGGUCUCCGACAAGGGGAUCCUCUCUCCCCCAUGCUCUUUAGUCUAGUUAUGGAUGUUCUUGGUCUAUUGUUUUCUAAAGCUGAACACGCUGGUCUGCUCUUGGAUCUUUCUCCCAGAAGACCUCUGCAUCGGGUCUCUAUGUAUGCAGAUGAUGUGGCACUCUUCUUACACCCUUCGGCAGCGGAUAUUGCUAUAACUCUAGAUAUUUUACAUCUAUUUGGGGAAGCUUCAGGUCUCCGCAACAACGAACAAAAGUCUAAUGUUUAUCCCAUUCAGUGUGGGGGUGUGGAGCUGGAAAUGGUUCAGGAUCUUCUCCCUUGUGGCAUCUCGACCUUUCCGUGUAAAUACCUGGGGCUGCCUCUGUCCCUGAAAAAUCUCACCAAGGAUCAGGUGCAGCCUAUUGUGGAUAGAAUUGCUGAUCAGCUGCCAGGCUGGAAAGCAGAUUUGAUGACAAGAGCAGGCCGUAAAGUGCAAGUUCAGCAUAUGCUUACCAGAAUGCUUAUUUAUCUUGUUAUGGCAGUAAAUAUUCCCUCUUGGGCUAUUAAGGCCAUUGAUAAAAUUAGAAGAAGUUUCCUUUGGAGAGGGCGCAAGGAGGCCAGAGGUGGUCACUGCCUGGUGGCCUUUGGCAGAGUCUGUAGACCCCUACAACUGGGCGGUCUUGGCAUUUCUAGUCUUAAAGAACUUAUCUGGGCCCUGCGCAUGAGAUGGCUUUGGCUCCAAAAGACUGAACCUAACCGACAUUGGUGCAGCCUUCCUAUCCAGGUUCCGGAUAAUGCAAGGGCUUUCUUCUCGAUGGUGUUGACUUCAAAGGUUGGUAAUGGGGCUAAUACUUUGUUCUGGACUGAUAAAUGGAUUCAUGGGCAGAAAAUUGCAGAUUUGGUUCCUAGAUUAUUUGAUAUCAUUCCGAAAAAAAUCACUAACAUAAGGACGGUUCAGGAAGCAUUGACAGAUAGAAGAUGGAUUGCUGAUAUCACAGGAUCACUCUCGGUGGGAGUAUUAUUGGAUUAUCUUCAUCUUUGGAAUUUAAUUUCAGAUUUUGAGCUGCUGCCAGAUAUAGAAGAUAAACAUACUUUUAGUAUUGCUGCAAAUGGGACUUAUUCUACUAAGGCUGCAUAUGAUGGGUUGUUCAUCGGGGCUGUGCAUUUCGGUCACUAUGAAAGAGUUUGGAAAACUUGGGCCCCCUCUAAAUGCCACUUCUUCCUCUGGUUAUCGGUGCUAAAUAAAUGCUGGACAGCAGAUAGGUUGGCAAAGAGAGGACUUGAUCAUCCGGAGAAGUGUCCGCUUUGUGACCAAGAGUCUGAAUCUUUGGAUCAUAUUUUGGUUUCUUGUGUUUUUGCGAGAGAAUUCUGGUUCCGGCUGAUGUGCAUUUUCAGACUACAAAAUCUGGCUCCUACACCUAGUACGGUGUCUUUUACGGGUUGGUGGGAGAUGAUAGACAUUGGCUCUGGAGAUAUGAUUAUGAAGGGUGUCAACUCCCUUAUUGUCUUGGGAGCCUGGAUUAUUUGGAAUCAUCGGAACCGAAUUGUCUUUGAUGGAAUCUCCCCUAGUGUUUCUGCAGCUCUUUGUCAGGCAAGGGAGGAACAACAGUUGUGGGAAAUGGCAGGAGCUAAGGGUCUCUCCUUUCUUGCCGCAACCAUCAGGGGC